AUGAGUAUCGCCAACUGCUGUAUCAGGAGAAAAAUGCGUCAAAUGACCAUACCUGCCGACUGCAUUGACUCUUCACAAUAUGCUCUAGGUAUUGGUGACAGCAUAGUCCAAGAGUUCUACGGCUACUGGCGCGAGGACUAUGCGCUCGUGAACCGCGACAUGGGCUGUAUGAUCAUCUGCAUGGCGUCCAAGCUGGACCUCCUCAACGAUGAAAUGAAGAUGCACCAUGGCAAUGCCCAUGAGUUUGCAAAAGCUCAUGGAGCUGAUGAUGAUACAGCUAAACAAAUAGUGACUAUACUCCACGAGUGUGAGUCAAGCCCCUCCACCGAAGACGAUCCUUGCUUAAGAGCGCUUGAGAUAUCCAAAUGCUUCCGCUCGAGGAUCCACGAGCUCAAGUGGGCGCCAAACAUGGAGGUGGUUCUCGAGGAGGUCAUGACGGGAGUUAAGACUUAG
This is a messenger RNA of Arctia plantaginis, 453 nucleotides long. The record is from the annotation of a GenBank genome assembly. NCBI's taxonomy places the organism in Eukaryota, Metazoa, Arthropoda, Insecta, Lepidoptera, Erebidae.